GAGGCUCCCAGUGGAGUCUGUGGUGCCGCGUCUCACCGCAGCGGCUGCGGCGGCGCAGUUUUCGGCGCAGGGCAAUACUAGCACAGCACUCGCGGCAGUCACGGAGGUUGUAGUUAAUAUGCUCGAGGACCCGGACGCGUUCGUACUCAGUGUAGAAACUGAUAUGGCUGAAUUCGCAGACUUUGAUACAGAUCAAGAAGCGGUAACGGCCCUGCUGCCCCGGGCGCUGGGCAGUCCCUUUUUCUUGUCGUUGGGUUUGGGUGCGGUGGAGAUUGUGGAUCAGGUAGCGGCUGCCUUUUUGGAUGAAAGUAGGGAGGUGGCGCUGAAUGAGAUGUUCUUGCUCUCCUGGGCCAGUUUCGUGGCCAGUGAGGUCGUCAUGAUACUCCUUACGAUGAUGGUGUACUCCAACCGAGAUCAGGCUGAGAUCAGAUCCCGGCACAAAUACUUCUACAUCCACUUCCUCUUUGGGGCCCUAAUUCUCCCCUUUGUCGCUAUUUUCUUCGUGGGUGUGGCGCUGUUUCAAUUCACUUAUGAUCCGGAUGUCAACGCAGCGCUGUUCACAACAGCAACCAGUCUGAUGGCGAUAGUGGGGAUCAUGUUUGUGCUCGUUCCUUUCACAUACAGGCAGAGAUUCAUGUAUGUGGUAUUCAAGGUGCGCAAGUUCCGGUACCAGAGCUACUACUUUGUGCUCCUACCGUAUCACAUUGGCCUAACCUUGGUGGUCAUCGCGGGUCAUCUGUGGUGCUACUACGACCACGACUCGUGUACGGUGUAUUACGAUUACGUCUUCAUCACCUUUGCCAUAGUAGCAAUUCUCAUCGAGUUCGUCUACUACAGCUACCGCCUGGGAACGCAGACGUACACGACCCUCAUCUUUGUGGAUUCAUGGCAAGCGGCGCGGCUCAUAUUCCUGUGGGGCACCUCAUACGCCGUGGGAUAUGCGUACACCGGCUGGCGUAAUACCAAGAUGCUCAGCGCCCUCUGGAUAUCCUGGCAGCUGAUCAUCUUAACCACGGGGGCGGUCUUUGAUUAUUUCCUGCUGUUGUCGCUGAAAGCGUUCACCCGCAGAAACGGAUACGACUUCAUCACCGAAUUGAACAUGGCGGGGAAUGCGAAUCAGAUGGUGGAUCUAGAUAACAUCUCCAUACUCCUCGAUGACUCUGAACUACGCACAUUGUUUGUGGAAUUCUCGGAGUAUCGGCAUUGCAGUGAAAUGCCAAAGUUUUUAGUGUGUAUGCGGGAGGUGGAGCGCAGGUACAGGGCUACGGAUGACGAGCACGUGCGCGUGUGUGAGAUUGACGAAGCCAUACGCCGCAUCACAGCCGAAUUCGUGACACCUGCAGUCCUAAAUAUCGCCGGCGAGGUGCAGGCACUCUUGGUGCACAAUCUUUCGGAGCUAUACGGUGUGAGUGUGACUAGGCGGUAUACGAGCUCUGUCUCGGCCAACUUUGUACUCAAUACGGACUCGUACCAAUCGCACCAAGCCAUCAACUUCCCCGCAGAGGGACCCCCGCCGGACACCGACUGGGACGAGGUUCUGGACUGGUUCAGGCCUGCGUAUCACCAGAUCCAAACGAUACUGCGCAUGAGUGUGCUACCGGUGUUCCGACAGAGUCCGCAGCUGAUGCAAAUACUCGAGAACAGGCACGCUCAGCAGGACGCCUUGCAGCGAGACGGGGUGUUACAUGCAACUACACCAGCGUUCAACAUGUCGGAAAGGGUCAGGUACAUUGCCAACACAGAGAUUGUUCGCGCAAAUAGCUCGGACGGGAGUGCGAGUAACCGACGCUCGGAGAGAGGGCGGCAUUUACUGGGGGAUGCUGAAGGCAGCACGCGCACAUUUGAAGCAGUUCCAAGGGCUGCCUUGGGUGCAGUGGACACGAAGGGUGAUUGCCUGUCGAGUGGCCAUAAGACUGGGCGAGCACCCGUACUGCAGCGAGGUACAAACACGUCUAUGAUGGCAAUAGAUAGCGAUCUGGCUGGGAGCGGGCGCCAUGAUGUGUAUAAUAUGCCAGCUGCUGGUACGAGCCCAUGCAAACCACUGAAGCCUGGGAACUCGCCGGGACAACAAGCAGCCCUACAGGCGAACAGUGUGCUCGAUGUUGACGGGGGUGGGUUGUGUAUGAAUUUGAACGGCCCGCAGAGCCUGCACAGAAGCAUGAGCAGUGAUAGAACAACUCAGUCGGAUAGAAAUACACACGCAUAUGAACACGGCCAAAAUCCAUACACCCCUAAAUACUUGCAUAUGAGGACAUUUACACGUGGAGAUGCGGAUUCUAGUGUAGAAACGCACAAGCCCACCUCGAGCACAAAGGACAUGCAGUCAAGCACCUCUAUAGAGAUGGAGAAAAAGGUCACUGGUAGACGCCUUGAUAUUAUGCAGGCGCUUAAUAACUCUGAACGUUUAGAUCACGGUUGGAGCCAACCAGUCACUGUAAAAAAUAUAGCAGAGGCAUCGCAGAUACCUGCACUGAAUCUCGAUACCUCACAUAACCCCGCACAGGAAACCCCUUCACAAGAAACAUCAAAAAUAACUACGCAAGAGACAUCACGAAUACAAACACAAGCACUCAUACCAGAUCAGGCAAUAUCAACCGGUGUUGUGAAAGACACAUCCGCUGCGGCUACAAAUACGACUGAUGGCAUAAAUCCGUCCACGGUCGAUUCCACAGAUGCAUAUACGCGAGAGCAGGAUAUAGGGAUCGGUGACCACAUGGUCACGGAAGCGAAAGCAGGAGAGUAGGACGAUAGGAAAUGUUCGCCUGUAUUCUAGGUGAAACUCUUCUGGGGACAAUAUAACUAGAAUAAAGAAAUUCUGUAAGCCAUAUUGAUGCACAACGGUUGACGCACAUUGGAAAUUGGUUUGGUGCACGUGCGUUAUUGAUGUGGCUCGUCCUUAUAAA
Molecule: messenger RNA, 2903 nt
Organism: Sphaeroforma arctica JP610
Lineage: Eukaryota; Ichthyosporea; Ichthyophonida
Exons: 3
Source: RefSeq, a predicted model, not a curated record